Messenger RNA from Schistocerca serialis cubense, 438 nucleotides. RefSeq lists its product as uncharacterized. Bases 1 to 438 code for a protein of 145 amino acids. Lineage: Eukaryota; Metazoa; Arthropoda; Insecta; Orthoptera; Acrididae. The record is from RefSeq and is a predicted model, not a curated record. The transcript is spliced from 2 exons.
AUGGAUUAUGCGGAUGCAGCAGCGGCCGCGGCAGCGACGGCAGCGGAGCGGGCAGGGCCGAGCUUGCUCUCACUCACCGCGUCGCGUGACGCUGCCCGGGCGCGCUGGGCAGGCGGGGGUGUGCUCGCCGGGACGGCGCGGCCGCGACUGGGCCAGGCGGCCGCCACGCGCUGCAGGCCGUCCCGCGCCGCACAGCACAGCACAGCACGCCGGCGCCGCCGCGGCACGAGCCCGGCCCGCCUCACAGGCUGCCUCGCCCACGCCUCUCGCCACCUCUCGCCGCCCAAGCCUCCGACAGCAAUGCGGACGGCGACGGUAGCUCUCUCCGUUGCUAGGCAACCCCCACUACAGCCAGCAGUACCGCCGUGCGUCUCAACUCGAGCAGCAGAGUUGAAGCGGAGGUUGUGGCGUUACGUACGCUUCGAUUCAAUAGAGUAA